GAUUUGGAAAGGAACUAUAUAAAUGCAACAAAUUAUUAUUAUCAACACAGGAUGCGAGAGAGAGAGAGAGAGAGAGAGAGACCUUGAGUGAGGUAGAGAGGUCGUAACAGGAAGAGAGAUAGACAAAGUUAAAAGGAAGUGUUCAUGUCUGAUGCUAGUGAAAGAUGAAUAUAACAACACAUGAUAUACAACAAAUGUCUUCCGUCAACCCAUCUGUUCACUGGCUCAACGGAACCAGCAACGAUCCACAAAGACAGUGCUGGUUACGUCCUGACCCCAUCGACACACAAGUCAAACCCUGGCUCUACCUGGCCCUGUCACUCCUGGGUUUCCUAGCCAACGGCCUGACCCUGAGUGAAUUCAUGAGGUCGGGGAGGACCCCUACCGUCAUCCUGACCCUCAACAUGGUGACCUCUGACCUCUUGCUGUGCACCAGCUUCCUGUUCCGGGUGGUAUACUACCGGAGGGGUCACAUCUGGUCUGGAGGGGACAAGGUGUGUCAGGCCGCCAUGCUAACCAUGAUAACAGUCUUCUACGUCAACCUCUACUGUAACAUAAUGCUGCUUCUCUGGACCAGUGUGACGCGCUACGCCACCGUGGUGCGGCCUUGCCCUGCUCUUCUCGUGCCCUUCACUAGGCCCAGAGAAUGCUGGGUACUCUGCCUCGUCACCUGGGUAACUGUGGUAACGGUGGUGAGUGCCAAUGUGGUAUUUCAGUUCGGACGAGGAAAAGGAAGAGAAGUAGACAGCUGCUUUGACAUGUUGGAGAAUCACCACAGAGAAGCGUUAAACAACCAACACUGCCUGGGGGUGGCCCUGUUUUUUGUGAUUCUCACCUUUAUUCUGGUCAACUAUGGGGGAUUAGUGUUGUAUCUGCAGAAGAUCAGGGGGUCCAAGAACACAAACACAAGUGAAGGAGGGGCAAGGGAGGGACGUGGGGUGAGUACAGGGGUGACCGCAGGGGAUAGGAGGGUGAGUUGUGAGGUGGAAGAGGGGUGUGGGGUGAGUUUAGGGGAGACGGAGGGCAGGGGGGAGAACAUUCAGGGUGUAAACUUGGAGGUGUAUUCAGGGGCAGGAGAGAGGCAGAGGAUGAAGAGUGGUAGUCUGAGAGUACGAAGGAAGAUCCUAGCUGUGGUUGUGGUGUUUGUGGCAUGUUUCCUGCCCUACCAUGUUCAGCGUGCAGUGACCCUGCUCUCACCACAUGGGGGAAACUGUGAGAAGUUGAGAACACAAUGGAAGGCGAAGAAUGCAACUAUAACCAUAGCAGCUCUGAGCUGCAUUGUACAUCCCUUACUCCAUCUGGCCUUGCGCCACCUGCCCUGCUGCAGAAGACUACAGUAAAAGAUAGACCGAACCCACCCACCCACUCACUGCUGUGGGCAACUGUAAGAGGCCUAGGUGGUUGAGAGAAUGCCAAGAGUGUGAAAAGCUGUCAUCAAGGCAUAGGGUGGCUACUUUGAAGAAUCUAAAAUCUAAAAUAUAUAUUUGAUUUGUUUAACACUUUUUUGGUUACUACAUGAUUCGAUAUGUUAUUUCAUAUUUUUGAUGUUUUCAGUAUUAUUCUACAAUGUAGAAAAUAGUAAAAAUAAAGAAAAACCAUUGAAUGAGUAGGUGUCCAAACUUUUGAUUGGUACUGUAUUCAGACCCCUUCACUUAUUUUGUUACGUUACAGCCUUAUUCAAAAGUGUAUGAAAUAAAACAAAAUCCUCAUCAAUCUACACACAAUACCCCACAAUGACAAAGCGAAAACAGAUUUUUUGAUAUUUUUUUGCAAAUUUAUAUAAAAUAAAAUGAAUACCUUAUUUACAUUCAGACCCUUUGCUAUGAGAUUGAGCUCAGAUGCAUCCUGUUUCCAUUAAUCAUCCUUGAGAUGUUUCUACAACUUGAUUGGAGUCCACCGGUGUUAAAAUCAAUUGAUUGGACAUGAUUUGGAAAGGCACACACUUGUCUUUUUAAGGUCCCACAGUUGACAGUGCAUGUCAGAGCAAAAACCAAGCCAUGAAGUGGAAGGAAUUGUCCAUAGAGCUCCGAGACAGGAUUGUGUUGAGGCACAGAUCUGGGGAAGGUUGCUUAAAAAAUUAUUCAGGUCACCAAGAACACCGUGACCUCCAUCAUCCUUACAUGGAAGAAGUUUGGAACCAACAAGACUCUUCCUAGAACUGGCCACCCGGCCAAACUGAGCAAUUGUGGGAGAAUGGACUCUUUGGCCUGAAUGCCAAACGUCAUGCCUGGAGGAAACCUGACACCAUCCCUAUGGUGAAGCAUGGUGGUGACAGCAUCAUGCUGUGUGGAUGUUUGUCAGUGGCAGGGACUGCGAGAAUAGUCAGGAUCGAGGGAAAGAUGAACGGAGCAAAGUAUAGAAAUAUCCUUGAUAAAAAACUGCUCUAGAGUGCUCAGGACCUCAGACUGGGGUGAAGGUUCACCUUCCAACAGGACAAUGGCCUUAAGCACACAGCCAAGACAACGCAGGAGUGGCUUUGGGACAAGUCUCUGAAUGUCCUUGAGUGGCCCAGCCAGAGCCCGGACUUGAACCUGAUUGAACAUCUCUGGAGAGACCUGAAAAUAUCUGUGCAGCAACGCUCCCCAUCCAACCUGACAGAGCUUGAGAGGAUCUGCAGAGAAAAAUGGGAGAAACUCCCCAAAUACAGGUGUGCCAAGUUUGUAGUGUCAUACCCAAGAAGACUCAAGGCUGUAACCACUGCCAAAAGGUGUUCCAACAAAGUACUGAGUAAAAAGUCGUAAUACUUUGUAAUUUUUUUUGCAAACAUUUAUAGAAACCUGUUUUUCCUUUGCCAGUAAACGCACUGUAUUUGUAAUUAUUACUAUUUAAAAAUGUUUUGCCUGUUAUUUUGUCAUUAAUACGUGCCACACAUCAGUUUGCAAACAUUGUAAAAAAUAAUAAUAAUUAAGUUAACAAAGCCACAUACAAACACGGUCCGUUAUAGUACAAUUCAUGUUUUGUUUAGUGUUGUGGCUUUGCUGGCAUGCAUCUAAAACAAAUUGGGGAAGUCUGGCCAAUCAAGAUUUACAUGCUAAAAUCACCACCGCAAGCAACUAUCCUGCACCAUUCCCAGAAAUUUGUGGGAAGGUUGUAUGCAAAAUAACCAUAGGACAACCACACUCUCAUCAAGCUCUAAGAAACAAAUGGUUCUCAGAACGUUAUGUGCUGGCUGGGAGUACUGCCUCUGACCGAUAUAUAGCACAAACACAGCUGAUAAUAGCUGUCACAUCACAAAAACACAUUAGAAUGUAACACGGAUCUUUUAACAAUAUAUACAUUUUCAACACAACAACAACAUGCAUUAUUUGGCUAUAUUUUCUCUUCAGCUACAUGAGUGGUUCUCAGCAGACGUCGGUGGCCCUUAGCCUGUAACUUGGUUCCCUACGGUCUUCCUCUCACCACCUCUCACCCAGACAACUGAAAAUAACUCGCAAAAACCACGCAUGCAAACAGCGUCAGAAACACUCAGUCACAAACUCAAACACACCAACUCUCACACACUUCCCCUCCUCAAAUGUAAUACCAUAGAAACACAGUCAAUAGUACAAACGCAAAAGCGACAAACAGGAAAAUGGAUGCUACACAUACACCUUCCUCAUUUCAACAUAUCAUACAACCACAGUGCCUUCAGAAAGUACUCACUCCACUUGACAUUUUUCCACAAUUUGUAAUGUCACAGCCUCAAUUUUAAAUGGACUAAAUUGAGAUUGUGUGUCACUGGCCUACACACAAUACCCAUGCAUGGACUCACUCUGCGUGCAAUAAUAGUGUUUAACAUGAUUUUGCACGCCCAAUUUUUCAGUUUUUGAUUUGUUAAAAAAGUUUGAAAUAUCCAAUAAAUGUCGUUCCACU
Messenger RNA from Oncorhynchus kisutch (coho salmon), 3852 nucleotides. RefSeq names its product cysteinyl leukotriene receptor 2-like. Gene Ontology annotation, cellular component: plasma membrane. Gene Ontology annotation, molecular function: G protein-coupled receptor activity. The transcript has 3 exons. Gene Ontology annotation, biological process: G protein-coupled receptor signaling pathway. The record is from RefSeq and is a predicted model, not a curated record. NCBI's taxonomy places the organism in Eukaryota, Metazoa, Chordata, Actinopteri, Salmoniformes, Salmonidae. The coding region runs from base 165 to 1340 and encodes 391 amino acids.